Molecule: messenger RNA, 392 nt
Organism: Zingiber officinale
Lineage: Eukaryota; Viridiplantae; Streptophyta; Magnoliopsida; Zingiberales; Zingiberaceae
Exons: 3
Coding region: 27-392 (121 amino acids)
Source: RefSeq, a predicted model, not a curated record
CGAGCAAUUGCAAGUAUCAUCACAAAAUGUCUCGCAAGGGAUACAUUGGAUUGGAGACUGAAUUGAGGCAGAGAAAAAUAUUCAGGGAGGAUGAGGAAGUUGAUAGGUCAUUCCUUUGGCGUAAGGCCCGCGAAGACAAAUCCGGAAACAUCACAAAUACAGAGACUGCUGAAGUUGCUGAAAAAAUUGACGAUUUGUUGGACAAAAAAAAGAGGGGAGAGUUCAUAUCUUCUGGAAGCAAUGACGUAUUAACUACUGCAUUAGGGAGCCAAGAACCUUACGGAAGGGUUAGAGGUGUAGGGGGAUUUGUGAAGCCCCAAGUCUACUUCAAAACUCCAAGGAAGAAGAGGGAGUUGGUGUCAAAGGCUUUGGCUGAAAACUUCAAAGAGUAA